GGUAGUCACUACUAGAAAACUUGAAUGUAUCUUAUUAUUACGUACAAAUGUUAGGUAUAAAGUUUGGAGUCUUGAAUAUCCUUCUUUGUGAAUCAACCUUGAAUUUACAUUAGACUAUUUUUAUGAAUCAAAUCGUAGUGCAACUUUUAAUACAUUUUCUGAACUUGUAUUCGACAGUAUGAAACACAGAGAAUAGAAAUAGUAAUUCAUUCGCAGUGACGAAAACUUAGUAAGUACAGAUUUCACUAAAUAAUAAACCGUAGUAACAAAAACCUUGGCAAAUAGCCUUGUUCAUUGAUGCAUGCAUCUCCGAAACCUCUGGCGUCCGAUGUAACACCUAAAAACUGUCUGUCGCGAGUGUUGUGUCCCAACUGAAAAUAGCUGUAAACGUUAUCGCCUUAUCAAAAGAUUAUUAUGUGCACAAGUGUUCAGUUGAUACAACGUAAUGGGCAAACCAUUAAGUAUCAAAAUACUGAUGGUUACGGAGCAAUUCAAAGGAGAUACACAGAAAAACGUAUGGAGCGUAACGAGUUGACAUUAAGUUUCCAUAAUUUAAUCAAACGAGAUGAACAACUCUACGGAUACACAAAUCACGCUAUGGAGACACCCACUCCGACCAACUCUCCUGGGGACUGUCUCCAAGGGAUCUUCCAGCCUCUGGACUCUUUGAAUCCAGGUUUAGACUCUGACUUUGAUGAGAGUCUAGCUAUACCGGAGUCUAUAAUAGACAUAGAGAAAACUAAAGAGGAACCUGAUUCUGCUCCAUUAUCCUCUUCGGUGCCGUUCAAAGCGAUCCACAAUGCACCUGUUAAGUUUAAGUCGGUGCAUCGAAAAGUGUUCAUACCAGAUGUUGAGAUACAAGUGAAAUUUAUAGAAAACGAAAGAAGCGUCACCACACAUCUGCUCAACCCUAAUUUGUACACAAUUCUUCUCCAGCAUGGUGACUUCACGUGGACCAUCAAAAAACGGUACAAGGACAUCUUAUACCUCCAUCAGCAACUUAUAUUGUACCGCGCCUCACUCAACAUACCGUUCCCAUCGAAAACUCAUAAAUCGAGACGAGCUAGUUUCAAAAACACAGUCAAUACGGAGGAGAAAGCUGAAAAAAUGGCGCUUGAAGCGCUGCCAAGGAGUAAUUCUAAAAAGCGAGAAACACGGCCGAGGAAAAGAAAGGGCGCCUUGCCCAGGUUUCCAAAGAAGCCUGAAGUUAUGAUCACAUAUGAAGGCAUCCAAUUGCGAAUGAAACAGCUGGAAGAGUACUUGUUUAAUCUACUUAAUAUACCUUUAUAUAGAAAUCAUCAUGAAACGGUGCAAUUCUUAGAAGUGUCCAACUUAUCAUUUAUAUCCGAUUUGGGCAGCAAAGGGAAAGAGGGAAUGAUCAUGAAGCGAACAGGUUCUACACAGCCGGGACAAGCCGGCUGCAACUGUUUUGGACUACUCGGCACUAUGGUGUGUGUCAGAUGCAACUACUUCUGCACGGUGCUGGUCUGUUCCAAGUGGCAGGAGAGGUGGUUAUUCGUGAAAGACACGUUCUUCGGGUACAUCCGGCCCAGUGACGGCAUUGUCAAAGGUGUUAUGCUGUUCGAUCAAGGGUUCGAAGUAUCUAGUGGUAUGUAUUCAACCGGGUUGAACCACGGUCUGCAAAUACUCAACAACAGUCGACAAAUGGUCAUCAAGUGCUGGACCAAGCGGAAGAGCAAAGAGUGGAUGCAGUUCCUCAAAACUGUAGCUAAUCAGAGUGCACGUGAUUUCACAUACCCCAACGUGCACCAUUCCUUCGCGCCGCCUCGACCAGCUACUCCGGCCGCCACUUUCGUGGACGGUUCCUCAUACCUGUCAGCCGUCGCUGAUGCCAUGGAGCUCGCCAAGGAAGAGAUCUUCAUCGCGGACUGGUGGCUCAGCCCGGAGAUUUACAUGAAGAGGCCCGCACUGAACGGAAACUAUUGGAGACUUGAUACCUUAUUGAAGAGGAAAGCGGCGCAGGGCGUGAAGAUAUUCAUAAUGUUGUACAAAGAAGUUGAGAUGGCGCUUGGUAUCAACAGUUACUACAGUAAAAGUAGAUUGUCCAGCGAAAAUAUUAAGGUUUUCCGUCACCCAGACCACGCGAAGGCGGGCGUGCUGUUCUGGGCGCACCACGAGAAGAUCGUGGUCGUCGACCAGACUGUGGCCUUCCUCGGGGGCAUCGAUCUCUGUUAUGGUCGCUGGGACGACCAUAGACACAGAUUGACCGAUUUGGGCAACAUAUCACAGCCGAAAACAUCGAUAAAAAUGAAGAAGAAAACUUCAAGCUCGCCCGGCGGGGGCGGGCUGUGUUACCCGCAAACCAAUGGGGUCGAAGCCGCAAUCGAAUUAGCUAAGACUUCGAAGGACAUCGUCAUUGGAUUGAAUGAACGAGCCCUUCAAGAAACUACCGACCUGAAUCAAAAUGAAGAUUCAGAAACGAACUCUGAAAAAACGGAUACGCCUCAAUCAAACCUACCAGUAUUGCAACCCGGCGACCAGCUACUAAUGCCGACGCACUCUACUGACUCCCCUGACUUACCGAUAUUCGACACGCGAGAAGUCCAAAAACGGAAUGUACUAAACAAAAUAACGGACAGAGGCAAAGACAUAAUCAGUAUAAUAUACCCACCGUACGAAGAGGAAAGGAAUGAGCAGAAAUUUGAUGACGUCGAAAGGAAGAAAGCUGAGAAAUACGCGCUGUCUAAUGAUCAAGUGUUGUUGACUGAGGCCUUGGGUAUACCUGCGGCUAAAGUCAGCAGGAAAGUGAGUAAACCGACGCCGUUAGCUCGAGUGGUGGACGGUCGGGUGAUCACUGAGAGUACGAAGGACGCGCUCGAGGGUCUCGAAGGAAAUUCGAAACUGUGGAUCGGGAAGGACUACACAAAUUUUAUUGUUAAGGAUUUCAAUAAUUUAGAUCUGCCAUUUGUAGACUUAGUAGACAGACACACAACACCCAGAAUGCCGUGGCACGACGUCGGCGUGAUGGUGCAGGAUGCCGCCGCGAGAGACGUCGCCAGGCAUUUUAUACAGCGGUGGAAUGCCAUCAAACUGGAGAAGGCACGACAGAACCCGAAUUAUCCGUAUUUAUUGCCAAAAUCAUAUACGGACAUAAAACCAUUACAAGAUCUGGACACGCAUCUCAAUGUCGACAUGGUCAAGGUCUCGUGUCAGGUACUCCGCAGCGUGUCGAGCUGGUCGUGCGGAUUCCUCGACCCGGAUACGGUGGAGCAGAGCAUCCACGAGGCGUACGUGGACACCAUCACGCGCGCGCAGCACUACCUCUAUAUCGAGAACCAGUUUUUCAUCACGCUCUCGCGCUCCAACCCCACCGUCAGGAACCAGAUUGGCGAAGCGCUAUUUAACCGUAUAAUGCGCGCCGUGCGAGCCGGGACGCGGUUCCGCGUGUUCGUGGUGAUGCCUCUAUUGCCAGGGUUUGAGGGCGAAGUAGGUGCGCCGUCCGGCACUUCGCUGCAUGCCGUCACGCAUUGGAACUACCAGAGCAUCUCCAGAGGCCCAGAAGCGAUCUUGACCCGUCUCCAAAAAGCUGGGGUCACCAACCCGUCCGACUACAUAACGUUCCACGGCCUCCGGACGCACUCCACCCUGGAGGAGGAGCCGGUCACCGAGCUGGUGUACGUCCACUCCAAGCUGCUGAUCGCCGACGACAAGACCGUCAUCUGCGGUAGUGCCAACAUCAACGACCGGUCUAUGGUCGGGAAGAGGGAUUCGGAGAUUGCGGUCAUAUUGCAGGAUGAAGAGUUCACGGACGGCGUGAUGAACGGCGAGUCGUUUCCUUGCGGGCGCGUGGCGGGUUCGCUCAGGAAGCGGCUGUUCAGGGAGCACCUGGGGCUCAUGGACGCCGACCUGGACGCCAUGGGGCUCUCGCUCGACGACCCCUGCUGCGACCACUUCUACAGGAACGUCUGGCAGGCCACCUCGCGGCAGAACACCGCUAUGUAUGAAGACGUAUUCCACUGUAUACCAACAGACGCGGUAGGUUCCUUCGCAGAACUGAAGAAGUAUCAAGAGGACAAUCGUGAAACGCUAUGGCACGUCGAUCGGGCGCUGGCGAAUAGAAAAAUAGACGUCAUACAAGGGUAUUUAGUGGAUAUGCCGCUCAACUUCCUGCACAAAGAAAGCCUGACACCCAGAAACACGUCGGUCGAAGGUAUCUUACCUACAGCUCUGUGGACUUAAUUACAAUUACAUAAGGACUAUAUUUGAUUGCACAAUGUGAUAGGAGCGUCAUAACUAUAUGUAAGCCGGCGUUAUAUAGUCGUUUAUAAUGCCUGGCGUUGAUGUGAAAGCGAAAUAAAUAUAUUGGAUUGCUAAUUAAUAAUAUAAUGAUUUGGCUUCUAGUUUUACGACCGGCCGCCUGCCUAACCUGCUCUUUGGCAAUGUAUAUGUUAGUGGCGCCUAUACAAGAAGUAAUGAUAUUUAAAAAAUUUGGUUAAAUGGUUAUUAUUAUUAUGCUUAUUAUCACUUUAGCCACUAUGCGUCCACUGCUGGACAUAAGCCUCCCUCAUAGACUAUCAUAAAGAACGGUCCUGAGCCACCUGCACCCACUGAUUCCCUGCAAUGCAUUUCAGGUCGUCACUCCAUCUAGUGGGGGUCGUUCUACACUGUUUAUUAUUAUUAUUUUUUAUACAACCUGAUGGAAAGUGGUAACCGUCGCCUAUAGACAUAAGCAGUACCAUGGACAUAACAGAGUAUACUGUUUCGCCCAUGAUAACUCCCAUGCGUUGCCAUUCCUGAGGACUCAGAUGUUAUUCCUCUGUACCCUAUAAAUUCACUGCCAUAUCCCACCCUUCAAAUCAAAACACAGCCAUGUAAACACAACUGCUUCACGGUUGAAACACGAAUAAUUCUGUUAGUAAAUAUUCCUAACUUAAAGUGAUUUACAAACGACGAUGUGUCCUAAUUGUGUUUUUAUUUAACUAUACAAUGAUUUGAACAUUUGUUUUUAUAUUAUAAUUUAUUUAUUUGAGAAUUAUAACAUGUUAUUAAUCAUUGCAUUUUCGUUAUUAGUGUUAAAUAUUGUUUAAUGUCUUCGGGCGUUUAAGCGCGAAAUAGUAUUCCAAUAGUACUCUAACAAUUAAGGAAUUAUUUAUUCGUAAAUAAUAUUAAUACGGUAUUGACAUUUUUUUUUUUAAAUAACAGCUAAUCGUUGUUUCAUUGAAUUCCUUCAUUAUAUUUUAAUUGUGUUUAGCAAUAAUUUAAUUUUAUAAUUAUUUAAGUAUCUUUUAAUACUACAAUUCAAAUCAAUACCAAUUAGAAAUGGGUAAUAUCCGAUAUCUAUAUAUUGACCACCCAUUGCGAUAUCGCCUAUACCAGUCAGAUAUCUAUAUUCAUUACGAGCGGGCCAAUAUAUGUACAGAUAUUGUAACUACAAUAUACUAUAUAUUACUAACCCUUAAUACCAGGGGGGAAAGGGAUUGUUAGUAAUGGAGACUGAGAAUCCCAUUGCUAGCAAUAUACCCAACCAGGUCGAUCUCCUCGCGGUUCCCCCUGGAAACUAUCAUGGUUAAUUACUGAUGAAUUCAUCAUGAUGGGCUAACUGGCCUGUUUUCAUUCUCAGCUAUCACCCUUCACUGGUGCCCCGCCAGCGUAUCCCGUUAGCGCAGGCGGGGUUACCAUACCAUUUUCACCCAUCAAAAAAAACCCUUAAUACCAAUAUCUGUUAACUACAUCCUAAUAUCAGUAUUUAGUACUUAGCCCCAACGAAUUAUGUAUUUUUUUUAAUUUUGACUUUUUUUACUAUUUUAAUAUAAACAUGUGCAAGAUUAUUUAUUACAAAUGACAAGUAACAUAAAACUUUAUUUAUAUUAUCUAUUUAUAUAUAUUUUGAAUAUCGAUGUAAUUAACAAUCAUGGAACAAUAAUGUUGCCAUAAUACUCUUUCGGGUGUAAUUUAAUUUAGUAAAUAAUUAAAACGCAUAAUAAAACAUUAAUUUGAAAUUAUAUUUACAUUAUAAUUAAUUUUUGUGACCAUAAUGACUCUAAAUAUUUACCUUUUUUAUUUAUAAUAUUGCGUUUAUUUUUUUAUUAAAGAAGUAGGCAUUUUAUACCGUCACGUAGAUAAAAUGAAAUUAAUAAAAAUGCUGUCUAUGUUUUAUAACUAUACUUUUUUAUAUAUGUUUAUUCCUAAUUUUCUUGUAUUUUUUUUAAUAAUAGACCUUCUGAGGAACUUUUCUAUUAUAAAAUGCCAUGUUUUUACUGUAAUUCCUUCUUUUUUUUCUGUCUUUAUUUUUAUUUAUUUAUUUUAUUUAUUUAACACUUUAUUGCACCAACAUAACAUGAUUUGUUAAAACAAUUUUCAAUACGUAUAGUGUAGUACAAAAGGCGGUCUUAUUGCUAAGCAAUCUCUUCCAGACAACCUUUGGGUAGAAAGGAUUAAAGCAUAAGUAGGUAGGUGGUGCGUUAAAAAAGAUAGAUUUGUAAAAAAUAAUAUUUGUGACAGCAUAGUCAUAUACAUAUACAUACAUAAAUAAACAUUGAAUAACAAAAGAGUUAGACCUAUCUAUGGUCAUACAAAUGUGUAAUAUAAUAAUUUCUUUUUCUUAUUUUUAAUUAUCUUCAAUUAUUUAUGAAUUAACACAUUUUAAUGUUAAUUAAUUAAUUAUUAUUCAUCAAUGUAUCUGUACUCACCGAUUUUAUCAUUCCUUUUUAAAUGAUAUUAUGCAUAUUUCACGUGUAAGUUCAGAUCCGAGAGAUUUUAUUUUAAUUGUACAUUGAAAUCCAGGGUUGAAUACGUUCUUAAGAUCUUCAAAUAAGGUGCUUUAGUAUUGUAUGAGAUUAUGUUUUAUUGUAACGUAUCAUUAAUACGUAAGUAUACAAGAUUAUAAAUAAGUAAGGAUAUUGUAAUGUUUUUUUUUUUACUGCUAAGAAAGUUCUUUUAUGUGACCUUAGUAACUUGUAUUUCUUUUUUAUCGUAAAAUAAUAUUUGAAAAUCUACACUAGAAUGUUAUGAUUGUGGAUUUAAUCCCUUUAUAAUGGCCCUUAUGAGUAUAUUUGUUUUGAUCUGUUUUUUUUUUUUUUUUUAUUUAAAAUAUUGUAUAUAUUUACAAAGUAGUAUUUAAAUGACAAUCAAUUGUGUAAUAUUUAUAGUAUAAGCUUUAUUUAGUAUUAUUAUAAGGACCAUAUUAGAACAAACUUACUCAGUAUACUAUAAAUUCUCAAAGUGUGAGGUUUAAAUGCCUUUAAACGAGUCCCGGGCAAUUUGUAUGGUAUAUGCAUGUGUGAAAUAGUAGAACUUAAAAUUGGUUUUUUUUUUUUUUAUUUUAAAUAAAGCGAAAUAAAUUUUUAAUGUCGAGCCUAACUCGCCCAACUUUAAAAACUACUACUACAUUAGAUAUAUCAAUAUUUAUAUUUGAAAAUAUAAUUGUUCAUUACUUAUUGUUCUUGUACAAAUUUCUGAUUAUUCUUCUAGACUUCUAGAUAUUUCUCUACUAAAAAUAAAUUCCUUUUUAAUAAUACGAUCUACCUCUAGUUGUAAUACUAAAUGGAAACUAAUUAAGUAACAUUAGAUAUAAAUGUUAACUCGGUGCUACGUAACUAUACUAACAAAUUAUAUUAAAAUAAGUCGUAACUGACGAGCGUGUAUGAAAAGAUUGAUGAAUGUGGUAGAGGCGAAAAAGGUCUGUAUGAAUUCGAGCAUUUGGCGUUCAAUUAUUUCUACUCAACCCAAUAGGAGACGGGUGUGACAGAUAUGUAUGUUUUUCUUUGAUACAAUUUAGAAUGGCAAACAAGCUGAUGGAAAGUGGUAACCGUCGCCUAUAGUAUGUGUGAAGACAUUACAAUACAACUCUUUUAUACUGUUACUUUUAUAUUACUACAACUCGUGUGAGAGUGUCUCCCUUUAGUGUCAAAAUUUUUAGUAUUAUUGACAAAAAAGCGAUUUUAGUUUUCAAUCGACUUCAAAAAGAAGGAUGUUCUCGAUUUUAUUCUUUUUUUUUAUGUUUGUUACCUCAUAACUCAGUCAAGUGUAAACCGAUUUGGAAUAGUCUUUAUUUAUCGGAAAAAAAAUCUCACAGAGUGGUCCCAUAGAAAUUUUAUCAAAAUCAGUUUAGUAGUUUACUUUUCAGAUAAAAAUAACUGUUUAUAUUAUGUAUUAUUACAAUUUAACUUUUUUUUUGUUCUUCGCACAAUUUUUAAUUGUAUGGAAUCAUAUCCUUACACUUGCAAUUGUGUAUGUAUACUAGAUUUUAAGGGUAUGUUAGUAGUUUUAAUUUUAAACUCCGAAGGUCUUGCUUCUUAAGGCAGGUACGCCACCUGUGCAAAAUUUCUUACUCAUACCUCUACGAUAUAAAUUUAAUAAUUUACUUAACUUUUUACCAUCAUCAUAUGGACCUCUAACUGUUCACUGCUGGACACAUGUCUCCUCCUUAGGGGGUUUUGCCAGUACUUACCACGCUUGGUAGGCGGAUUGGCAACCGCAUAUAGGCUUUGGAGAUGUUUUAAGAGGGACGCUGCUGCCCAUCCCUCGCCCUCCAUUAGUCGCCUCUUACGACACCCGCGGGAAAGGAAGAGAUGGCCUAUUUUGUUCAGGGAUCACACAGCCAUUUACCAUGUAAUGCUGAAAUCGAAAACAAUUGAUAUUAGUGAUUUAUAUUUUAAAUAUUACAAACUGAGUACAAAACGGGCAUUCCAAAUCUACCGUUAUUAUUCCUUGCAUUUCCUUAAAUUCAUCUCCUUGUCUUUAAUUAUUACAUUACCUUUUAAUAAUAAUGACUAUUUAGUAAAUAAUUUUAUAAAGUGCCUAUAUUUAUUUAGAUUUUUAUGUAUUUAGUUGAUAUAAUGGAUAAUUACAUGUGUUUUACUUGUUUCUAUGUGUUUUUGAUCUAUUAAUGCAUAUUGUAUUGAAUGUGUUGAAUUAAAAAAUUAUUUACAAAA
This is a messenger RNA of Galleria mellonella (greater wax moth), 8894 nucleotides long. It is a transcript of the gene Pld, whose product is annotated as phospholipase D2. The transcript has 20 exons. The record is from RefSeq and is a predicted model, not a curated record. Lineage: Eukaryota; Metazoa; Arthropoda; Insecta; Lepidoptera; Pyralidae. Bases 415 to 4200 code for a protein of 1261 amino acids. Gene Ontology annotation, molecular function: D-type glycerophospholipase activity; phosphatidylinositol binding. Gene Ontology annotation, biological process: intracellular signal transduction; phosphatidic acid biosynthetic process; cell motility.